This is a messenger RNA of Oryza brachyantha (malo sina), 1148 nucleotides long. RefSeq names its product gamma-glutamyl peptidase 5-like. Gene Ontology annotation, cellular component: cytosol. The coding region runs from base 131 to 1012 and encodes 293 amino acids. The transcript is spliced from 4 exons. Lineage: Eukaryota; Viridiplantae; Streptophyta; Magnoliopsida; Poales; Poaceae. The record is from RefSeq and is a predicted model, not a curated record.
UCGCUCCUCUGCCCCUCUUCUCCUCACACCCAAGAAGCCUUCUUCCACCCUUCCUCUGCUCGUCCCAGCUCCUCCCGCAUCCGCCUCCGCGCGGCUCCCCAUUCCCGGAGACACCCCGAGCGAGACAGCCAUGGGAAUGGGGCCCCUCGAGAACGCGGCGUCGGCCGUGGACGCGGCGGCGGUGGAGGCGAAGGCGGCGGCGACGGCGACGGGCGGCGGGGGGUCGUACGCGGUGCUGCAGUGCGGGGAGGACUCGGAGUACGUGCGCAAGGCGUACGGGGGAUACUUCGAGGUGUUCAGGGCGCUGCUGGCGGAGGACGGCGAGCGGUGGCGGGUGUACCGGGCCGUGCGCGGGGAGCUCCCGGGGGACGCCGAUGCCGCGGCGCUCGACGGGUUCGUCAUCUCCGGGAGCUGCAGCGACGCCCACGCCGACGACCCCUGGAUCCUCGCGCUCGUCGACCUCAUCCGCCGCCAGCACGCCGCCGGCAAGCGCAUCCUCGGCGUCUGCUUCGGCCACCAGAUCCUGUGCCGGGCACUGGGCGGCAAGACCGGCCGGGCGAAGAAGGGCUGGGACAUCGGCGUCAACUGCAUCCACCCCACCGCCGCCGCGGCGAGGCUCUUUGCUCCUCUCCCGCUCCCCGUCCACUUGCCCAUCAUCGAGUUCCACCGGGAUGAGGUGUGGGAGCUGCCUCCUCAGGCUGAGGUGCUGGCACGAUCGGAGAAGACCGGCGUCGAGAUGUUCCGGCUCGGCGACCGCGUCAUGGGCGUCCAGGGCCACCCGGAGUACAGCAAGGACAUCCUCAUGAGCAUCGCCGACCGCCUCCUCCGCAACAAUCUCAUCCUGGAUUGCCAGGUGGAUUCGGCGAAGGCUAGCUUCGACGUGCGGCAACCUGACAAGGAGCUGUGGAAGAAGGUGUGCAGGGGUUUUCUGAAGGGGAGGCUUCAGUCGCAGCAGCAGAAGCAGCAGAAAGCGUCGGCGCAGCUGGUGCUAUCGGACUCGCUCUACUUGUAAGAGCAGUUCAGGGGAGAAGGGCAUUGGAGGGGCCUAGAUUAAUCCUUAUUUUCUGGCUUCAGAUUUGUACAGAGAAAAAAAACUAAUUAUGGGGAGCACUAAUAAAGAGAGUAAUUGGGUGGUUUAAUUGGCAAAA